This is a messenger RNA of Haliotis rufescens (red abalone), 901 nucleotides long. RefSeq names its product NEDD4-binding protein 2-like. The coding region runs from base 406 to 675 and encodes 89 amino acids. The transcript has 5 exons. NCBI's taxonomy places the organism in Eukaryota, Metazoa, Mollusca, Gastropoda, Lepetellida, Haliotidae. The record is from RefSeq and is a predicted model, not a curated record.
GUUCACAACACGGGAAUGUUCUGGUUCAAUGGUGACAGAAUGAUGCUAGUGGUGACGAUUGGUCAGGAUUAUCGACUUGUCGUCUUUUGAUUGGUUCUAAUUGCGAGCUUGCAUCAGCUGUAUUUCUAAUUAUAUCAUGGAAUUCCCCAGACUUUCUUUCUCGGCUUCAUGUAUAAUAUACAGGACCCCUUCUCGUAGUCGAGCUGACGUGUUUGAUUCAAGACUUGUAAAACAGAAAACACAGCUACAUUCUCGCGAUGGACAACAUCCUAUUUGGAGUUCUUUUGUUCAUUAUCGUGCUAGUAAUUAUUGUAAUUACUAUUGACGGAUGCAUCAUCCACUAUCGGUGUUGUAGGGAUGACCACAAGUACAGGAAACUGAACACCAACACAGGCGAAUACGACAAUGAUAUUCCUGAAGGAUUCAGACUUCAAACAUGGGGUAAAUGCCAAGGAUGCGAAGUCUAAACUGGAAUGUUUUCUGGAACAAAAGGAACAAGAACGAAAGAGGUGUAAUGGCAGCAUGACACUGACAAUCAUAACAGGGAAAGGUAACCACAGCCCUCAUGGACACCCCGUUCUGAAGCCGGUAGUCAAGAAAUACCUGGAAAACAACGGCUACACACAUAAUGUAGAUCCCCAAAAUACGGGUCGUCUCUUUGUUCAGCUACCAUGAUGUAGUUUAAGGAAGGAUUUUUCGCCUCCUCCGUGGUAGAGCGUCCGCCCCGGGAGGGGAAGGUCCAGGUUACCAAAAGACGUUAAAAGAUGGUACUUGUUAUUACCCUGUCUUGCGCUCGGCAUCUAAUGAAAUUAUGUGUGCCAAUCCUCAUAUUACGACUGGAGACAUUUUCUGAUGAUAGUAUUGAUAUAAUAGUAUAAAUAAUAAAUAAAACAUUUCGUCA